Messenger RNA from Scheffersomyces stipitis CBS 6054, 2739 nucleotides. It is a transcript of the gene AOX1, whose product is annotated as alternative oxidase. Gene Ontology annotation, cellular component: mitochondrion. The record is from RefSeq and is a predicted model, not a curated record. NCBI's taxonomy places the organism in Eukaryota, Fungi, Ascomycota, Pichiomycetes, Serinales, Debaryomycetaceae. The coding region runs from base 952 to 2025 and encodes 357 amino acids. Gene Ontology annotation, molecular function: alternative oxidase activity. Gene Ontology annotation, biological process: alternative respiration. The transcript has a single exon.
UCGUCUUUACGUCUUCGCAUCUCAUCUUUUCGUCUUUAAGUUCCUGACCCUCGUACUUUCGUACUUCGCACAUUUCCCCUAAUACGAAUGGCGAUCAUUACGUAAUAUUCUGCCAUCCCAAAUUGCUCUGGAUCGCUGCGAGGCUGAAACGGAAAGUCAUCAUCCGUUGAUCCUUGUGUCCUUUCGUUGUCUACGCCCAAUCUUUUGCAAUCGGACAUUAACCAUCGAAGUCAUGCAUAUGUUCCAUUCUGUCAAUACAAAUUUGAUUCACGAAGCAAAACCGGUGCACCUCCCGACAACUUCCGCACAGAGCGGAAAAACAAUCUGCUCAAACUAGCUGGAACACUUUCCCAAACGGGGUUUGAGAACAGAACUGGAAACUGGAGUCAUGGAUUAGAUUACGCUGUACGGCCAUUGGUCAAAAUGGCAGACGAGCCAGCGCUCAACUGAUGUAAAGAGGAAGAACUCGGAAACGGAAUAUGGCUUCCAUGCUCUGAAUGAAACUCCGUAUUCCCUAGCUAAUACCCGCACCCCAGCCGUAUGGCUGUACCAGUGACUCCGAGACAUCUGCUUGUAGAGUAAGCGAUUUCACCAAAAAGUCGAAUUGAAAACGAAUCCAACUAUCAGUCCAUAUUUCUCUACCGGUCUUUCCAUGAAGACAUCUGAGUUACUGUUACACUCGACAAGCUACACUCUACUAAAUGGCUGUUCCAAAAAAGCCCCUUCAGAUGGAAGUAUGGCCGCGGAAUCAAUGGUAUAUAAAUAAAUGUAAAAUUGCGCAAAGCUAAUACUCAAAUUAUAAUAUUAUAAUAUUAUAUCUAAGUCUGCAAUGUUUUUUCUGUUGCUCAUAGACUCUCGUAAUUCCUAUAAAUAUAACUGAUUCCAGUGCAAUUCCAUCUUUAUCCCUUUUCUCCUCUUCCUCAUCCAGUCUAGCAAUUCAAUUAAAUUACAAUGCUUUCUGUGCAGACUACAAGAGCCGCCAAGUUGCAACUAGGUCAAUUACCUCUGAUUGCCUACACCGCCAGAAGUGGAAGACUUCACCACCAAUUCUACUCCACCGUUGCUGAAAAGACAGCCAACCCUACGCCAAACACCUCAGAUAAAACUAAUAUUUUUGAUAUUAGAACCAAGGUGUACGAUGAGACUGAUAUAAGAAAACAUGACGACAAUCAGUUUAUCACCCAUCCUUUAUUUCCUCAUCCUACGUUUUCGCAGGAAGAUUGUUUGAAAGUUGGUUACGAACAUCGUCCUCCUCGGACUUUUGGUGACAAAAUGGCUUUCAGAGGCAUUGAACUUGUCAGAGGUUCUUUCGACUUUGUCACCGGUUACAAGAAGCCAAAGACACAGGCUGAUAUCGAUUCAGGUUUUAAAGGUACCAGAUACGAGAUGACAGAAGGUAAAUGGUUGACCAGAUGUAUAUUCUUAGAAAGUAUUGCUGGAGUUCCAGGUGCCGUUGCUUCCUUCAUCAGACACUUGCAUUCUUUACGUUUGUUGAAGAGAGACAAAGCCUGGAUCGAAACCUUACUUGAUGAAGCAUUCAACGAAAGAAUGCAUUUACUUACCUUCAUCAAGAUUGGCAAACCUAGUUGGUUCACCAGAACAAUCAUCUACGUCGGCCAAGGUGUAUUCUGCAACUUGUUCUUCUUGUUCUACUUGGCCAACCCUAAGUAUUGUCACAGGUUUGUUGGCUACCUUGAAGAAGAGGCUGUUAGUACCUACACUCAUUUCGUUCAUGAAUUACAAUCAGGUAAGCUUCCCAAGUUUGAGAACAUCAAGAUUCCAACCAUUGCAUGGCAAUACUGGCCAGAGUUGACCGAGAAUUCGUCCAUGUUGGACUUGAUUUUAAGAAUCAGAGCCGACGAAGCCAAGCACAGAGAAGUCAACCACACCUUGGCCAAUUUAGAUCAAAGAAAGGACAGAAAUCCAUUUGGGUUGGCAAUUCCGGAUCUCAAGGAACCGCAACCCGAAAGUGGCUUAAAGGUUACGAAACCCCACGGCUGGGAGAAGGAAGAAUUGAAAUUGUAAGAAUUGCUCAGGUUUCCCGAUUUCUUUCUACAUCAUUUUUGUAUCGUUGUUCAUAGUUAGGUUUUUACGAAGAAUGAAGUCAUGAUUAGCACGAAGUUGAUUGCACCGUAGUAGCCGCUGGAAACAGCUACAGUUUAAUCGAGAGUAGCUGCAAGUCAGACCUGUAUGGAAUCAAAAUCGGAGUUGCAGCAAUAUCAAAUCCCGCGCAAGUUGAGAGACAUCUCUUAGCAAUAUCGAGACCAAUACGAUGAAGUUAGGAAUUGGCCGAUAAGAGAACGGAGAAAUAUUAUACAAAGCAGAACCUGGGGCUUUGCAGGAUAAAGAGGAAAUGGAAGCAAGGCUACGAGAAAAGCACGAAGAAUGGGGGACUGGACCAGUAGUUAUUUAGGUGCGAUUAACAUUGAUAAUAUUGCUACAGAGCCAAACGCCACGAAGCUUUCCGCAAAGUAGCAGUGCUGUGUACGUAUUUUACGGGGUUCCAUACGUUGCAGCAACGGGUUCUUGAUUUCCGCUGUUACUAGAGCAAAGAUAGAGGAUGGAAAAUAAGUCAGACCACCUUUGUCAAUUGGACUAAUAUUAUAUGAGAAGCGUAAGACUAAAAAAUGUACGAGAGCAAAAGAAAUUAUACCAAAAAUUGCAAACACCAUUUUUUUCCGGUAGCAAAACACAAACGUCGGUCUUCUGAAGUCAACCCGUUCAAGUCUUCACAUGCAA